Molecule: messenger RNA, 1798 nt
Organism: Diceros bicornis minor
Lineage: Eukaryota; Metazoa; Chordata; Mammalia; Perissodactyla; Rhinocerotidae
Gene: WNT5B
Product: Wnt family member 5B
Exons: 5
Coding region: 492-1568 (358 amino acids)
Biological process (GO): canonical Wnt signaling pathway; cell fate commitment; multicellular organism development
Cellular component (GO): extracellular region
Molecular function (GO): cytokine activity; frizzled binding
Source: RefSeq, a predicted model, not a curated record
AAGCAUGGAUUCUCUAUGUGUUUUUAAGGGUUUGAGGAUAGGUGUUCUUUGGGGGUACAGGCAGAGGCGUUAGUUACAAAAAGCAUACGGCAAAGAUGUGGGAAGCUCUCGAGCCCUACCAGGGAAGGGGCUGUUGCUUCUGGAAGACACAUCCUCGGCACAGACGUUUGAUGCAAGGGUUGCAGAGCAGGAGCUGGCUCUGCCCCCACUGCUGCUGGCUGUGCUCCUGGGAAAGGGGUUCGUGGCUGCCCCUUGUGGGCCACAGAGUGCAGAGGAAGGGAAGGGGCCACCUCGGAAGGCAGAGCUCAGCCGCCAGAGGUUUAGAGGCGGCGGUUUGCUGUACACCUGUUACAUUUCUCAGAGAAGUUGCCUUGAGAAAGUGAAAAGUGCUCACCCUUCUCUCUACCAGUAAUCCGGGAGCCCUGUUUUGGAAGCCGUCUGUCCCGGGGGUCUUCCAUUCCCCAGGACACUGGGGAGGGCCGAGGCCCACCAUGCCCGGCCUGCUGCUGCUCACCGCUGCGCUGCUCUCCAGCUGGGCUCAGCUUCCGGCCGAAGCCAGCUCCUGGUGGUCGUUAGCUAUGAACCCGGUGCAGAGACCCGAGAUGUUUAUCAUCGGUGCCCAGCCUGUGUGCAGCCAGCUUCCUGGGCUCUCCCCUGGCCAGAGAAAGCUGUGCCAAUUGUACCAGGAGCACAUGGCCUACAUAGGGGAGGGAGCAAAGACGGGCAUCAAGGAGUGCCAGUACCAGUUCCGGCAGAGGCGAUGGAACUGCAGCACCGUGGACAACGCGUCUGUCUUUGGGAGAGUCAUGCAGAUAGGGAGCCGAGAGACUGCCUUCACCUACGCAGUGAGUGCCGCGGGGGUGGUGAACGCCAUCAGCCGGGCUUGCCGCGAGGGUGAGCUCUCCACAUGUGGCUGCAGCCGGACAGCACGGCCCAAGGAUCUUCCCCGGGACUGGCUGUGGGGUGGCUGUGGGGACAAUGUGGAGUACGGCUACCGCUUUGCUAAGGAGUUUGUGGAUGCCCGGGAGCGGGAGAAGAACUUUGCCAAGGGGUCUGAGGAGCAGGGCCGAGUGCUCAUGAACCUGCAGAACAACGAGGCGGGUCGAAGGGCUGUGUAUAAGAUGGCAGACAUAGCCUGCAAAUGCCACGGCGUCUCAGGGUCCUGCAGCCUCAAGACCUGCUGGCUCCAGCUGGCCGAGUUCCGCAAGGUGGGGGACCAGCUGAAGGAGAAGUACGACAGUGCGGCAGCCAUGCGCAUCACGCGCAAAGGCAAGCUGGAGCUGGUCAACAGCCGCUUCACCCAGCCCACCGCGGAGGACCUGGUCUAUGUGGACCCCAGCCCUGACUACUGCCUGCGCAACGAAACCACAGGCUCCCUGGGCACCCAGGGCCGCCUCUGCAACAAGACCUCGGAGGGCAUGGACGGCUGCGAGCUCAUGUGCUGUGGCCGCGGCUACGACCAGUUCAAGAGCGUCCAGGUGGAGCGCUGCCACUGCAAGUUCCACUGGUGCUGCUUUGUCAAGUGCAAGAAGUGCACCGAGAUUGUCGACCAGUAUGUCUGCAAAUAGCCAGGGCGGGGCCCGCGCUUCUGGCCCUCUUCUCCACUCUGCCUCACAAAGUUUAUAUUAUAUAAAUCUAUAUGAAUAUAUUUUAUAUUUGUAUAAAUAAAUGGAUGGAUGAUAAAUAAUUAAAAGAAGAAAAUGAAAAGGAAAAGCAGAAAAUGAAAAGGAAAAGCUUAUUUAAGAGACGCUGGAGAUCUUUGAGGAUUGGACUUUGCUGGCUCUCGACUCCCAGUGGG